CUAUGCAUGCAUGCGGUAGUGUGUCACUUUAGACUUCUAUUCAAAAGAAAGAAAAACAAGCCCAAAAGACAAAUAGCGAUGAUUACACUAAUUCAUCACCUUUUAUCAACAUUCUAAAAUAGGAACCCUCUCUUUCUCUAUCUAUUGACUAUAUAUAGAUACUACUUCAUGCUUUCAUAACAACCUUAAGCCUUCAUAUUUUUUUGAAGUCCUUUCUCUCCUUUUCUCUGUCUCUCUGAAUCUAAUAGAUUAUUUUCUCCACAAAGAUCAAAGCUUUUCAUGGCCGUUCGUAUAUUGACCAUCUGGCUUUUCAUAGUCUUCGCCAUCAUCGUCGUGGUCUCGCCGUUGCCAGUUUCUUCAAGAAAGCUGUUGGAGAUGAAGAAACAAGAGAACUUGACCGUGAGAGAGGAAGAGAAGAAUCACAUGCCUCACGUGACCAAAACCACAACCCUAACUGCUCUGCCAAAGGGAAAAAUCCAAAACUCGACGCCGAGCAAAAAGGGUUACGCCGUCAUCUCCAACGUAAAGCACCGAUCUCGACAUCUCUCCACCGUUUACCGGCUUCUUCAGUCCGUUCCCAGUCCCGGCGUUGGCCAUUGAGAGUCUCCGUUAGACUCCUACUUCAUUUUUGCUUUAAUUUUUUUUUUUGGUCAAGUUAGUACAUUCUUUAAUAUACCAUGGUAGUAGUUAGUACAUUCUUUAAUAUACCAUGGUAGUAUUACUACCCGUGUGCUUUACCCUUUGGUAGUCUAAGGAAACCACUGACCAGUAAUAUACGGUUAUGGCACAAGUGUUCUGGGAUUUGAAAAAUAAGUUACUUGGUGUAAUUUUUAUAUAUCGAUCAUUUGAACCUUGGUGUAAAAGCAAAUCUCUAACAAACAAUUAAAUGAAUAAAAUAAAUAACCAUAAUAAAAAAAAUGUCAGACUACAUUUAAAAGUUAUAGUGUUCUACGUUGCUAUACUAAAGUUCCACAGAUGUGUGUUAACAAAGUAGAAAUUACCGGUUUAGUAACAGUGUUUUACAUCUUAUGUUGUUGUUGUGAUGGCGACAAAGAAUUGGAAAUCUAUUAUAUUAACUCUAACUCAUGGAGAGGAGUAUUGAUUUCACUUUGGACUGCGACGUAGAAUUGAUUGAAUGGGGCGUGUUUUUGAAGGAAAUCAUGCUUGGUAGUUGGUGGUAUUACAACUCUUGGGCUGAAAUACAAAUUAGUGGUCGUCUUAAAACCAACCGACAUGUGAAUGAACAGUGCUUUACAUUUUUGUUUAUAUUUUCUUUACGUCAUUAGUGCAUUGUAUUACACUACUACUAACAAUAAUUUUCACAUGAGUAAUAGAAUCGCUGGGAUCCCGUAGAAUCGAUUGUCCGGAUGGGCAGGCCCGCAGGCCGCAGAGAGAGUUGUGAUAUCAAUUACUUUGGUUAGGGUUAGUCAACUUAUUACAAUUCUGACAAUGAACUCAAUUAACGUUUCUCUUGCUAUCAGGCCCGGCCCAGCAAUCGCAAGAGCCCUAGGCAACAACAAAAUAUGAGCGAGCGCUUCAAUCUAUAUAAAAUGUGAUUUUGGCCUCGAAACUUUUAUUAAAUACAUGCUAAAUACAUACCACUUUUGGCGCAAAUUUUUAAAUAUGGACCUUUAUUGAUAAGAUUUUGUUUAACGAAGUUAUGUAUCCGUGGAUUCCAUAUAUUCUUCUAGGGCAAAAUCUUAACAAUGUAAUUUAACUUCUCUUUGGAGAGUAUAUCCUUUUCAAACCUUUGAUUUAUAAAAUUCGUAGUAAAUAAUCCGAGAAUUUAAACCAAUAGACCUACUCGUCUUUGAUAAAAUAAAAUUAAAAUUAAAAACUAAAAGCGUUUCCAACCCAUAAGUAUUUUGACUUGAACUAUAAUAAAGAAAAAUUAACUUCCAUCCACCUCUAUUUUUUCUUCUAACCUAGAUAUUGCUAUUUUCACUUCUAUAUUUACAGAAAAAUAGCAUUCAUUUAUAACAUAGAGACAUUUUUUUAUAUGAAGAAUUUUCUACGGAUAGUCUUUUUAGUUAUUUUCAUAAAAGAGCAUUCAAGUAAAAAAAUGAUCAAAGAGGCUUUAUUAAAGAUAAAUAUACUUUUAUAUCCUUAUGGUUAACUAAUCCUAAACUUUGAGCUUAUAGUUAAGGGGCGGGGUUUAAAAAUUUUUAAAAUAGAAAAUAAAUCUUGAAAAUUUAAAAAUAAAAUUUUAAAAAUAGUUUCAAAAAGUAUUUUCGAAUUUCAAAAAUAAAAUAUACAAAAAUUAAAAAUGAAAAUUAGUAAAAUUAUUGAAUUUGAAAACAUAUAAUUCAAAAUUAUUAAAUAUAUAUAUAUAUAUAUAUAUAUUUAUUUAUAGAUCCAUAAACAAAUGGGUACAAGGAUUUUGUGACAAAAACAUGAUUUGAUCAUUUUCUUCUUUGAAUGUUUUUUUUGUGACAAUAACUUAAAAUGAGCUAUUUGAGAGAAUUGUCAUUUUUAUUUACAAAAUGAUCCUUUGACUAUUUACUUUAAUAAUUACUAUAUUAGGACCCGCGCUUUGGAAGCACGGGAUUUGUUUCAGGUAAAAUUCAAAGUUAUCAAAUCAUGUAUACUUCGUUUGUAUAUUGUGUGCGUAAUAUUAUUUCAAGCAAUGAUAGAAAAAUAUAUGUUAUUGCGUUAAUGACAAACAAACUAGCUAAUUUUAAAGUAUAAAUUUAUUAUAUGUUAACUAUAACAUCAAGAUAGAGUAUUAUUUAUAUGCGAUGACGAUAUUUAUCUUAGUCAUAAAUAUUAUUGUACACAUCGCAUAGUUAUGAUUCUAAACAAAAACCUAAAUACAUCUUUAUUUUAUUAUUUUUUUGUUAAAGGAUAAAAUAAUAUUCAGCCCAUAAAUUAGUUAUUUUUUAAUAAAAUUUAUAAUAGCAAUAAUUACAAAAGCUUUUGUUGGCUAUAAUUAUUGUGAUGAUUUUUAUAAACUAUUUACAAAAUAUAUAUUCAGGAAUUAAAUUUAAAAUAAUAUCAUAUUGAAAAUAAUGUGUUUUAAUAUAAACAAUAUAUUACCUUAUCAGAUUAUUAAUAUUUGACUAAAUAAUUUAAUAUUAAAACAGUUUGCAAUAAAUCUAUUUAUAUAUUAUUAUUAUGUGUUUACCAAACAUAUUAUGUUGGGUCUGUAAUAUAAAUAACAAAUGAGCUCUAGCCCAUUAUAUUAACCUUAACAUGUUUAUAUUAUCUGAGAUUAAUAUGUGGACAAAACAUCAACUUUAUCCUACUGUCGGUUUCUCAAAAUUGAAGAAUAAGGCGAUCUACCGACGGACGACCUUAGUUUGAUGCUCAUCGGUAAAUUACCUGUUGUAACCGAUUACUUUCUUUCUUCCAAUAAGAUAGAACGUGUUGUGAUGACUUCAAAGAGAGUAAAAACGGAUUCAAAGUUUAAGCCGUAAAAAUUCAGAUGGACACCGAAACUCGAAAGAUUUCAUAUACACGUAAGGAAAAUCAUAUAAGGAGAUUCAGAUGGAAUGAGACCGUUUUUAGCGUAUAUCAGGCCAUAUUGGGAACAUGAAGUAUGUGCUUAAGAGCAGCUUGAUGAAGUAACCUCUGUUUGGUUGGGAGUUUAUCCCCGUUGAGCGGAGAUGGGAAGUUGAUGACGCGAACUUGAGGCAGAUAGUUUCGAGUUUAAAGGAACCAAGAGAUGCUUCUUUGAAGUUUCAUUCUUGUUUUAUAAACACUUUUGGUUUUAAACCUUUUCACCAUACAGAGAGGCUAAAUGCCAAAGCUGAACAUGGCUUACCAGUUCUGAACAACCUCCUGCUUCCAAAGACUAAAGGUUUCGUCUCUUGUUUGCAAGAACUAAGCUGCUAACUCGAUGCAGUUUAUGAUGUGAUCAAAGUAUGCAUAAGACUCGUUACUGAACGCGUUCCAGCUAAAAGACCAGCUUCUUAGUGAGUUAUACUCUCGCGGCCAUUUCCCUAACGAAGAAACAGAGAAGGAGUUCAACACAAUGAAGUGCCUCAUAAACUGCUCGGCAGUGAUUGUCUUCACGGUCGAUAUGUUUUUGUGCUGAGCAAUGUAUAUCAGGGCGCAUCUUUGAAGUCGAGGUGUUAUCUGGAAUAUCAACAAUGUCGUCCACUGAUCGCUUAGAAGGAGUUGCCAUCUUGCUAGAGAUUUCAUCACUAUAUUACCUCGAAAGGCCCCUAUUUUAGUGAAGCGGAUGAGACAAAACAACAACUUCAAAUUGUGCUUCCUCUCUAUGAGAUUCCAUAUCCUCGGCAAACUUUCCCCACAAACAACAUGGUGUGGAGAAUUUUGGCUUCGAUCAACCAGGCUGUCUUCCAUGGACGAAUCUCAUCAAGUGAUAAUAUACGCAAUACAAUAAUAUAAAAGAGGGAUUUCGCAGAUGGCAUGUAACCUGAUAUUAGAAAAAAUAAGGUAAACCAUCAACAUUAAAUCUAUAAUAGUACAACUGCGUUAGGAAUGGAACUGAUUCUGGAUAGUUAGGAAAAUGUGGGCUUUAUGCUGCUUGAUGGUUUCCAAAUGCAGAUUAUUUUAUAACUCUUGAUGUUAUUGAAACAUUAAAAUUAUUAUAUAUGUUAAACAAUUAAAAUUAGAAUUUAUAGUCAUAAAUACGUUAACAUAUACAUAAGAUAUUUUUAUUAAACAAAUGUAGUAGCUUAAUGUAAAAUCCCAUUAAAAAUAAAAAAAAAUUAAUAAAUCAAAAAGCACUAAAAAGUAAAAACAUAACAUAAAUUAAGACUAAAAAUAAAUAACACAGAGAAAAGUAUCAUAGAGUAUAACUUAUAUCAGCCACUUUUAUUCUUGUUGCCUUCAUCAUUGAUGCAUUGCUUCUUCCUUGAAUAAGUUAACAUCUGGUGGAGUGACUUGAUUCUCUUCCACAUAAUAUCAUUAAGAUUCCAAACUUUCAUGGCAUUGAAUUUUUCAGCACCACCAAUCAUAUUAUUUUCAUCAUCUGAAAUCCCAAAUCCAUAAGUUUUGCCAUAUAUCUCCACAAUCUCAGGUGGUAAAACUUCUUGAUCUUCAAUCUAUUAUAAGCAGUUAGACUAAUUGGAUAAUGGUCAGUGGACACGAAUUUAUAUUGUUAUAUUUAAAAAAUAAAUAAUAUAUAACCUCAGCCAAUGAAAGUUUCACAAUUUUUGUUGCUGUAGUUUUCACAAUAAGUUUUGCUUAUGUGUCCAGAAGAGUGAAUUUAGACUCACCAGUUUGAUCCUGCACAAGCAAAUCCAACUUGUACCUGAAUAAAAAUAUACAAUUCAAUUGUAUCGUAUUAGAAAAAGUAGAAUUACAUUUAUAUAACUCAAAAAUGUUAUUAAAAAUAAAUAACCUUGGUGAAACCAUGGUAACAAUACACCGGCAAAAUUCACACCACCAUGUUGGGCAAUUAUUUCAUCAAAUGAAACAGUUGGUUUCAAAACCUUAUUCUUGCAGACCAUACAAUCUAGAUAAUACCAUCCACUUGAGGUAUCAAUAGCAUAGACCGUACAGAUUACUCUACAAUUUCCACCCUACAAACAACAAUACAUUUAUGUAUAAAUACGGUUAUAAUUUGAAAUAAAUUUAGGAUUUCAAUAUAACAAAACCUUAUCCGAGUGUUUUAUUUCUUGAAUGGUUUUGAAUGGAUAGUGGGACCAUUUCUUGCUCUGUUUCUGGAUCAGAAUCUUGUCAUUUUUAUGUUGGUACAGAUCAACAGCAUUAGCAUCACCAUGAAACCUAAAUGAAUAAACAACAUAAAGCCAAAAUAAAUUUCGCCACAACAUAAAAAUGUUAUACUAAUAUGUCUGCAUACAUUUGUUUAAGUGAUUUUGCUUCCUUGAUAUCUGGGUUUAUCAAAACCAAAGAAGUAUCAAAUGCAUUGGAGACUUGCAACUCACCUGAAACAAAAACAAAACAGAAGAAAAAAAUUAAUGAAAAAAAUAACAAAACAAGAUUUUGUUUUGUGAAUUAAUAAUGUGAUUAACCCUUGUAGUUGUUGAUUUUAGCAUAUAUGAUCAAACAAAUAUCUCCAUAGUUUGGUUGUUUGACAGCUUUUGUCAAAAUAUCAGCUAAGUUUCCGAAGAUGCAGCAAUUUAUGCGGUGGUUGCUGAGAUAGUUAAUAAAAACAGUACAUUAGAAAUACAAAAUUAAACACUACCAUGAAAUUAUGUAAAUGGAAAACUUACUUGAUAUCUCUAAGAGUAAACUCCACUUUGGUUACCUCUUUUCUUGCACAAUGAACAUUUUGUAGACCACCAAAGUCUAAGACUUCACCAAUCACAUCCGUUAUACAAAUAUAUAAGUGUUUUAUGAAGCACAAAAAUAAAUAUAUAAAUUUUUUAAAAAAAUCGCAUAAAAUUAGAAAUUACCUUUAAGAAAACAUGUGUCAUGUAAACCAUUUACAAUGUUGGCAAAAUCAUGGAGCUCGAGGAACAUGCUGUCGCAUUGGAGAUUAGAAUCCGUAGUUAAAGUUUGACUCACAAAAUCCAUUUUGUAAACAUGAUUGGUGGGUCUGUAAAGACCGGUCGCUGGACUUAAGGUAAAGUUAGAAUAACUUUCCAUUCUCCAACUCAAAAGUGUUUCUCGAAGUGUUGCAACAACGACUGUUUGCAACUGGCAUGAAUUUUCACACCCUAAAACAUGUCAAAAUAAAGAUGAAGUAAGGAUGGAUUUUCUUAAUGUAUACUAAACAUAUAAUAUAGAAAACAGGUAGGGCAUUGGGUUUACAUUUUCGUCAGCUAGAACCAUCUCAAUGGAAGAACCAAAGUUGGGAUUGCAUGACUUCCACGUAUGAAGAACUUUCACGUGAACACUCCAUGCAGUUUUGAAAGGCUGAAGAUCAUUUAGAUAGCUGAUGUUGAUUAAGGAACCCAUAAGUAUAGAUGACGGUAGACACGUUGGAGGUUUAGAAUGGUUAUAUUUGCUGUGUUUGAAAGACUUUUUAUAUACUUCAUAUCGCAGGUAAAUUAGUUAGGCGAGCAAAAUUGAAUAAAAUCGUGAUAUAUUAGGAAUAUUCUAUGGAUAUAAUUAUUCAAAAUCUUAUAAAUUACAACAAUAAAUGAUUUGUGUUCUUAGAUGAUUGAAUUUGUUCAACUUGGAUAGGAUUUCAUUAAAUAGUUACGAUUUUUAUACCAGAGUAUGCUUAUCCAGCUAGUUUCAAAUGUUAAAUAAAUACAUUUGGAAUAAAAUAUGUAAGUGCAUUAGCGAAUUUGUUUCAUAGUAGUUAAUAUCGAAUUUGUUUCAUAAUUUUUAAUAUCUAAUUUGUUACAAAGUUGUUAGUAUCUAUAUUUAUACACAAAUUUGAAAAAACUUAAUUUCGAUUUGAAACCAUAGUUUAAAUAUUUAAAAAUUAUAAACGAAUUGAAACCCAUUAUAUGUAUCCACUUGUAGAUAGUUUGCUCAUCCUAUAUGCUAUAACGUUUGAAGCAAUGUCUGGUUAUUCUUGAUAUGCUAUUAGAUUUGUUUUGAAUUUUAAAGAUCGCAUCUAUAAACAUAUGUGUAAUGAUAUUGGUGGCAUAAUUUGAGAUUUGAGAUUAACCGUAUAAGUAAUCUUUACAGGUAGAUUAAUAAACGUCUAAUUUAACAGUUAUGAUUAAUAUUGAUGAGUAAUGCGAGAAGGAGAAAGAUGUAUAAAUGGCGCUGGAAGAACAAAAUGGUGGUGAAGAGGAUUUGCGAUCUCUAUCUGGUUUUUAUUUCUAUAUUUGUUUUGAAAGUAUUAUCAAAAGAUGUUGAAUGAAUCGUGGCCGUGUGAUCUGUUUGAUAUCCAGUAAAUACUCAGAUCACAAAUUAUUUGUCAUUUAAGUAAUAAAAUAUAAAAAAAAUUAAUCAAAAGCACAGACUUAAAAUAUUCCAGUGGCAUAAAGUUGUAAAUAUUAUUGAAACAGGAGGCAUCUCAAAAAGGGUCUUCUGUUUUAAUAGUAUUGAUAACCUAAAAUAAAUAUUUUUUUUAGAAAAAUAUAUUUUUUAUAUAAAUAUAAUUGUACUUUUUUAUUUAAACAAUAUUUAGUUUAUAAAUAAUAUCAUAAUUUUAUGAAAAAAACAAAUAAGUUGGAUUAAUUUUUAACUUUCACAAAUAAAAAGUAUUAUUUGUAAAUUAAAAGAAUAUAACAAUAAUAUUUCUUUUUAGAAGAAAAUAUAAAAAAAUACAUUGGAGACAAAACAAUCUUUAUCAUAGAGUUUUUCUUAUUUUAGAACUGAAAAUAGAAAAAUACAUUGGAAAUGAUCUAAUGAGUUGCAUUUUUGUGCUGAUAUUUCACAUUUUCAUAAAUUUACCUCUUCUUCAUCCUGCUUUGUGCCGAUAAUUUCCCACUUACUAGAGAUGCUCCGAGUUUCCUUCUUUUGUUCAGAAGGCAAAAUUAAGUGACCUCAAGACAGAUGAAGAAGAGAAAAAUUCACGAGAGCAAUAGUAGUUUCUUCUUUAUUUUUGAAUACCUCGACUCCUUGAGCAAUAGUAGCCUAUAGAAGUUAAAUGGGUUAAUGAAAGAGGAGGAUAAUAGGGUAUUCAUCACUCAAGCUGAUCUCUUUCACUAAGGUGUCAAAUGCAGACAAUGCCAUUUUGUACUCUCCAUCUGAAAGUAUAAUUGUGUAUUUUUGAGUAUCCCUUCGUUUAAACUUUAUAGAAACCCAGACUUGUUCCUCACAUAAUGUUUAAACAAGACUUUCCAUAUGUUAAUAUCCAUAUUUACAACCUUACUAGGUGAUAACCCGCACCCUGCGCAGGACGAGGAGAUUAUUAAAGUAUUAUAACUUUUAAUAUGUAGACAUAAUAAAAGUUAAAGGCAUAGUAAGAAAAAUAUAUGUAAGAAAGUACGGAUUAUAGCUAGGAAUUUUAGUAUGUCAAUAUAAAUUUAUAUGCGAUGGCCAUUAAAAUUAAAUUGUAUAUUUGUUUGCAUGCGGGUAAAUUAUAAAUAUAAUAUUAAAUGAAACAUAAGCAAUAGUCUAAUAAAAUAUAAAAAGAACAAUGUAUAAAAAACAAAAGAAAAUUAAAAAUAGAGACAAAAUAACUGCUGUCAAUAAUGCCUUCAGAAGUCUUCGUUUGCAAUCCUAUUAUGAGCAAUAGCAAAGAGAUCAUCUAGAGAAUUUAAAAAUAUUAUUUAACAAAAUAUGUGAAUGCAUGUAUUACCUCAAUCUUAAAGCAUCAAUUUCUGGAACACCAAUGGGGUCGAAGACAAUUUUGGAAAUCCCAUCAAUGUUAGUAACCCUCUUAAGUCGGCCUUAUUAUGAAAUAUGAAAAAUAUUAGCAAAAUA
Brassica napus (rape) is the source of this 9207-nucleotide messenger RNA. Its product is annotated as precursor of CEP14. The transcript has 9 exons. Gene Ontology annotation, biological process: response to osmotic stress; cellular response to nitrogen starvation. The record is from RefSeq and is a predicted model, not a curated record. Lineage: Eukaryota; Viridiplantae; Streptophyta; Magnoliopsida; Brassicales; Brassicaceae. Bases 280 to 600 code for a protein of 106 amino acids.